Messenger RNA from Macrobrachium nipponense, 4650 nucleotides. RefSeq names its product ubiquitin carboxyl-terminal hydrolase 28-like. NCBI's taxonomy places the organism in Eukaryota, Metazoa, Arthropoda, Malacostraca, Decapoda, Palaemonidae. Gene Ontology annotation, molecular function: cysteine-type deubiquitinase activity. Bases 645 to 3935 code for a protein of 1096 amino acids. The record is from RefSeq and is a predicted model, not a curated record. Gene Ontology annotation, biological process: regulation of protein stability; protein deubiquitination. The transcript is spliced from 3 exons. Gene Ontology annotation, cellular component: cytosol; nucleus.
UUCACUAUUGCUCAGUGUGUUAAUCUUCGCAGUUUUCCUCGCUUUAUAUGAAUGUCGCUAAUCUUCCAUCCCACAAGACAUAAGGAAUUGCUGUGCUUAGUGAAUCAUGCUGUAGUGAAUUCAGUUUUGUGCGAUAGUGAGACCAAGUGUCGUCAAGACUGAAUUUCUGUUACCUCAAGACAAUUCUGCACUUAUCUCGGUCGGUCGGGAUACCUGCCGACCGAGUAGCUAGCGACAGUACCUACCUACUGUUGAUCUCCGUGACCGAAACCACAUCUGUUAUCUUAAUCAAGAUGAACUUAUAGCUAAAUGAAUGGAGUAAUUAUUGAAAAGAGUAAUUACAGUUACAAAAAAUUUUGCCCAUACAGCCAGAGAUAUUUGUGUGUGUUUACAUGAACUUAUGAUAAAAUUUAAAAAUACAUCGCCCGCCACUUAUCAUUAUGUUUGGAGCACUAUAGUUGAAAAAGGAUAGAGUAGUUGCACCUACAGCAAUUCUGGUUGUGAUGGGUUGCUUUGACAGUUUCAAGUUAAUAAAUAUAAACUUGAAGAACAGUGUUCUGAAAUAGCGACAGUAUAAUGAAGAAAUAUUUCUAAAUGAAAUAACAAUUGUAAAUAUUUUCAGUGGUGAGUGAGGCAGUUGUCCCAUGUGUGGGGUGGCAAGGGACAAGGCCGGUGAGAGUGACAUUGUUCCCCCUUUGGAGGCCACCAUGCCCCCUUCCAUCACGGUGGGAUCCGAACCUCCCAAGCCGGCUUCGGGUCCAGGUGACCACCCACUCCAGCAGGAACCACCUGCUAAUAAAGACAUCCCUACAAUUGAUUUAUCGCGCGAUGAGAACGAUGAUAUCCAGAAGGCCAUAGCUCUUAGUUUGCAGGACCAGCAGGUCCCUGCAACACUCACUGGGAUAUCAGCAGAAGACCAAGAAGUAUCUCGUGCUCUAGAGGCAAGUCUCAAAGAGUCAACACCUCAAGCUACUAUUGAUCUAAUUAACCCUCAAGAUCGCAAAAGACAAGCAGGUGUUCCUGUAGGUUUGAAAAACAUAGGGAACUCAUGUUGGUUUAAUGUCAUAAUACAACCUUUAUUUCACAUACCAGUUUUCAGGGACAUGAUACUUAAUUUUUCCCAAAAUGUUGAUGCUGAUGAGCAGAUGGAGGAGACCCAGAAAGCUUCCAGGCAGCUUGUACCAGCGCUUCGCAAGUUGUUUUCCUUGAUGAUUGGCUCAAAUAGAAAGUACAUUGAUCCUACUUUUGCUGUUCAUAUCUUUCAGGGGCAGGAAAUGCGGAAAAAUGCACAACAAGAUGUUUGUGAAUUUACUCACAAGUUGUUGGAACGGCUGGAAGAGGAGUAUCAUCAGCUCCUUCGCAGGCAAGGGGUUGAAAAAGAAUCUGAGUGUCAUGUUUCAAAAGAUGCUGAUUUUGAAAAUCCCAUUAUGAGACUCUUUUAUGGCCAUACAAAAAAAGAAAAUUGUGAGGAAGAUGAUGGCCCAAAACAAGAAACAUUCGGCCAGUAUCCAUUGCACAUUAUGAACUACUCAUCAAUUCACGAGAGCAUUUUAGGUUCAAUGGUUAGCUCAAUGCCAGACAUGACUGGGGAUACUGUUGAACCUGUUCAUCAGGAAACCUGGUUUAAGUUAUUGCCUCCAGUUCUGAUAUUUUCUCUCUCACGUUAUGAAUAUUCCCUAGAAAAGAAGAGGGCAGAAAAGGUACACAACAAGUUUGAAUUUCCUGAAUUUUUGUACAUGGACCGUUAUAUGGAAAUAAAUAAGAAAUUAAUUAAAGAGAAGCAUUCAAAAGUCGCCAAGUUAAAAGGUGAACUUAAUAGUUUGACAAAAACUUUGGACAGGUAUGAAAAAUAUGGAAGUGGAGAAGCUAAAUAUCCCAUUAGUGAUAUUCUCAGAUAUACUUUGGACUUUGCACAAACAGGUCUUAAUUCAGGCCAGCCCUCUGACACAAAUUGUGUUCCAUCACCAUCCAUGAUGGAAAUUGACGGAGUUGAAGCUAAUGAAAAUGAUGUCGAAAUGGCCGAGGCUCCAGAAGUUAAAAAAGACGAUUCUGUUAGUGAAAGUCCUGCUGAAAAAGCUGAUGGAUCGGAUGUACCUUUAAGUGAUAUUCAGGAACAGGAAAUUUUAGAUGGUAUAGUAAAGGAGGAAACAGAUGUUCAAGAAUCGGUGGAUGAAAACUCAUCUUUGGAAAAAGAGGAAACUGCCACAAACUGCAAUGAGGAAGCAAAUCCCAGAACUUUGGAAGAAGAACCACAGCAAAUGUCAUCUCCCUCAAAGAGAAUGAGAAUACUACCUCCUGCUCCAAGAAAUAUUACAACGUCAGAAUUAUCAAUUUUGCAGUCGUGUUUAUCUCGUUGGUUGCAUGACAUAAACACCCAGGUGACAGAGUUGCGACAAUGUAUUUCCGAUCUUGAGUUACAGUUAGAUCAGAUGUAUGAUGACCCUGUUCUUCAAAGGAUUCCAUACAGGUUGCACUCAGUUGUUGUUCAUGAAGGCCAGGCAUCUGGUGGUCAUUAUUGGGUAUAUAUAUUUGACAACAUCCGUAAAGCAUGGAUGAAAUUCAAUGAUAUUCAAGUUGUUGAAUCCAAUUGGGAUGAGUUAUUACAGGAUAGUGUUGGUGGCCAGAACAAUGCUAGUGCCUAUUGCCUCUUGUACAUAGACGAGAGUCGUUACGAAAUGAUUUUUCCCCAGCCCCCAGAAACAAUGGAAUCCAUGAUGGGAAGUAUCUCCAUUGACUUACAAGAAUAUGUAAAGAAUGAUAACUUGAUGUUUAUGCGUGAGCUUGAAGAGUGGGAUUUGAAACAUGAGAAAGACCAAGGGAAAGAGGUGGCUAGGGUGUCCUCACAGCAGCAGCAAGGAAGUGCAUCUACUCCAUGGGAUAAUAGUGCAUCACAGGUUCCAGCUACUGCCCCUAAUUCUCCUGAUAUUAUAUGUGUGGAAGAUACAGAUGAAGCUAACUUUUUUGCAGAAGCACAGACUAUGUUCACACAAACUGUCCUUGAUACUUUAACCAAAGAUGGAAGCCUUGUUCAGCCAAAUCAUGGGAGUGUGUUAAAUGCCAUUUUGUGUCGUGAAUUCUCACGCUUACAAGGAUUUGUCACCUCAGAUAGUAACCCUUUCAGUGAACCAUCAGUAUUAGACUUUGGAAUAUACUUGAUGCGUAACAAACAAAAUGUCGAUACUCUUUUGAAAUGGUAUGGCUGCGAAGUUGUCCGGCAAGUUGCUCAGAAUUCUUGUGAACGUUCAGCUCUUGUAGACAGAGUCAUUGUUGAGGCUUCACAAUAUUUGCAGCAGCUAAGAGAGCAACAUCAGCAGACUGUUGGUCCAGAGUACAGAGGAUGGCGAAGACAUUAUCGAACUCUUAUUGAGUGUGCCUGGUGCUUAGUGUUUGGUCACAGACAGUUUGAGAAAGGAAACCUAGAACGAGCACUGCCGUUACUGCUUCGAGCUUGUAAAGUUCAUGCAGAACUGGAAGAACGUCCUCCAGCAGGAAACAGGAAAACUUUGAAUAAAGAAAUUCUUUGGAAAUGCCGACGAUUUUGUAUAUUGACUCUUAGUGAACGCCUUGUUCAAGCUUUUGUGAAUAAAGAUGAUGAUCAAGUUGGGGAAAUCAGUGAAAGUGUAACAUCCCUCGUAGUUCCCGCUCUAAAUCGCCUCCAGGGAAAUGGAGGUGAGGAAGACAAUGAGACAGCAGCUGAUAUACGACAAAUCUUUUGUAGGCUAUUAGAAUGUGACCUAGGCACUGAAAAAAAGAAGUUGAGAGAACAGAUUUUAGAGGUGGUUCUGAGUGGUGGUGGUGGAGAAAGUAAAGGUGGGAUACCCUGUCAGAUUCCUAGACCUCCACCAGUAUUAGCUUUGUAUAAGCAGUACACAGAUGCUUGUAAAGCUAUAAUGUCUGCUCCGGUGAAGUCUAAGGCCCAGACCAGUGACUUGUGAGAAUGAAGUUAUUUAGCUUAAAUAAAUGUCUGUUCCAAGUGAUAGAGAAGUGUGAUUGUAUGGGAAAGUGUUAGAAUAAAAAGAUAUGUAUUCAUACUAAACUGUGAUAAAACUGGAACGUGUGCUGGAUAUAUAUAUAUGCUCUAGAAAUUCUCUCAGUAGCUUUUUAGCAUUUCAGAUCAUUUACUAUAGCAUGGAAAGCAUCACAAAUAAAUGCAGUGUGGUACAUUUUCUGGCCACUAGGAGAACAGAUUAUGUCUAUACAUAUAUAUACAUGUGUAUGUUGAAAUAUAUAUAUGUAUAUAUAUCUGUAUGGCAAAUGUAUCUUAAAAAGGGGUCAAGAAACUUGUGUCAGUUUUAAUGUUGACCUUAUUAUAAGAGUCCUACCUAACCUUUUAUAGGCCAAAGCAUGAAAUGUUUGGUAAGCUUUCUACCUGAUUACUGGAUGUGCAGUCUUCUAUUGGGAAAGUUAAGUUUGGGAAUUAUUUAUUAUUUUUAUAUGCUGUCAUAUAGCUACAGAUACAGUACUAUAGCUACGUCUUACUUGCAAACCAAUGAAAUAAUACCCCAUCACCUGCUGCUGCUGCUGUUGCUGCUGCUACUACUGCUGCUGUUCAAACUGUGCAAGGAACUUCAGAAACAAAAUUAGCAACUCAAGAAGAAGCAUCAAGUGGAUCCCAUAAAUUUGAGAUUCACUGUGGGGCUGCUAUCAUAU